AUGUCCGGCCACCACCGCGCCGACGAAAAGCGCUUCCUCGACGAGCGCGGCUCCUCCGCCCCCCUCGCUCCCAACGGCCUCAACCCCGCCACCAUCUUCGAGAAGCCCGUGCGCGAGCGCAUCAUCGACUGCUACUUCUGGAAAGACCAGUGCUUCGCGCUGAACGAGGCCGACAUCGUGAGUCGCGUGGUCGAGCACGUUCACUUCGUGGCCGGUACAUAUGGCGACUCGCAGCGGCCGUCGCCGUUUCUGUGUCUCGCGUUCAAGCUGCUGCAGCUGGGGCCGGGCGAUGACAUUCUGAAGGAGUACCUGGGGUAUGGGGGCGAGCGGUUCAAAUAUUUGAGGGCGCUGGCGUGCUUUUAUGUGAGGUUGACAAGGCCUGCGAAGGAGGUUUAUGAGACGCUGGAGCCGUAUUUGGAGGAUGGGAGGAAGCUGAGGAGGAGGGGGAGGCAGGGGACAAGCUUGACGUUUGUGGAUCAGUUUGUGGAUGAGCUGUUGACGAAGGAGAGGAUAUGUGCGACGAGUCUGUGGAAGAUGCCGAAGAGGGAGGUGCUGGAGGAUUUGGAGGUAUUGGAGCCGCGGGUUAGCGCAUUGGGGGAUAUUGAGGCGUUGUUGGAGGAAGAGGAGGAUGAUGUGGUGAUGUUGGAGGGCGAGAAUAGGAGAUCCGAGAGCGAUGUUGAUGAGGGUAGUGAGGAGGGGAGAGUAAAGAGUCCUGGGGAAGAGUUUGGGAGAGAGAUGAGCGCUGAAAGCGACGGGAGGAGAAGGACAAGUAGGGAAGACGAUGAGAGGAGUGGGAAAGGUGGUUGA
Messenger RNA from Pseudogymnoascus destructans, 807 nucleotides. RefSeq lists its product as uncharacterized. NCBI's taxonomy places the organism in Eukaryota, Fungi, Ascomycota, Leotiomycetes, Thelebolales, Thelebolaceae. Gene Ontology annotation, cellular component: precatalytic spliceosome. The coding region runs from base 1 to 807 and encodes 268 amino acids. The transcript has a single exon. The record is from RefSeq and is a predicted model, not a curated record.